UCUCUGUGACGCAGUUCCGUCUCCGUGACUAGCUGACAUGGAAGCUUCCAUGCGCAUACCAUCUGAGCUGUAAACGCACUGAGUGAUAUUCAGACACUUUUCUUUGUUUUGUUUUCGUGUUUGUUUUUUAGAUAUGAGGUAUCUGCUCCGCCUGGGCCGCUCCUUCGCCCGCCUCCAUGUCCGGUUAUGUCACCAGAGUGUUUACAGCAGCCAUUCAAACCCACGAAGACUGGCAGUGGACCUUGGCAAGAAGAAGCUUGAGAUCUCUACCGGGAGGCUUGCUAGAUUUGCUGAUGGCUCUGCUGUAGUUCAGUUGGGCGAUACGUCUGUGAUGGUGACUGCUGUGAGCAAAACCAAACCCUCUCCGUCACAGUUCAUGCCUCUUGUGGUGGACUACAGACAGAAAGCAGCUGCUGCAGGUCGAAUUCCCACUAACUAUUUGAGGCGAGAGCUUGGCACCACUGACAAUGAGAUCCUCACCAGCAGACUCAUAGACAGAUCCAUCAGACCCCUGUUCCCUCCUGGUUACUUUUAUGAUACUCAGGUCCUUUGCAACCUGCUGGCAGUUGAUGGUGUCAAUGAUCCAGAUGUGCUGGCUAUUAAUGCAGCUUCCGCUGCUCUGGCCUUGUCUGACAUCCCCUGGAAUGGACCCAUAGGUGCUGUGCGUGUGGGCAUGGUGGACGGAGCGUUGCUGGUCAACCCCACUCGGGCAGAGAUGUCUUCCAGCAUCCUCAACCUGAUUGUGGCCGGAGCCCCCAGCAGUCAAGUGGUGAUGAUCGAGGCGUCAGGUGAGAAUGUGAUGCAGCAGGACUUUUGCCAUGCAGUGAAGGUGGGAGUUAAACACACCCAGCAGAUCAUACACGCCAUCCAGCAGCUGGCACGAGAGCAGAAGGUCACCAAACGUACCCCAGUCAAGAUCUUCUCAGCCCCAACGGAAAUGGUGGAACAUGUUCGACAAUCCGCUUCUGAGAAGAUCUAUGCAGUUUUCACUGAUUAUAGUCACGACAAGAUUUCAAGAGAUGAAGCUAUCAACAAAGUUCGACUAGAAACUGAAGAGGACCUAAAAGAAAGAUUCCCUGAGGCUGACUCCUUUGAAGUCAUUGAAUCCUUCAACACUGUGACCAAAGAAGUCUUCCAAAAUUUGGUGCUAAAUGAGUACAAGAGAUGUGAUGGGAGGGAGUUGACUGCCUUACGGAACAUUUCCUGUGAUGUCGACCUCUUUAAACCGCUGCACGGCUCCGCUCUGUUCCAGAGAGGACAAACACAGGUGCUGUGCAGUGUCACAUUUGACUCCCUGGAAUCCAGUGUCAAAGCAGAUAUUAUCACCACAGCUCUGAGUGGCAUCAAAUCCAAAAAUUUCAUGCUUCACUAUGAGUUCCCUCCAUAUGCAACUAAUGAGAUUGGAAGGAUGGGCGGCAUGAACAGGAGAGAGCUCGGACAUGGGGCCCUGGCUGAGAAAUCUCUGAGACCAGUCAUUCCUAAAGACUUCCCUUUCACUAUACGGGUCACCUCUGAGGUGCUGGAGUCAAACGGAUCCUCCUCGAUGGCUUCAGCGUGUGGAGGCAGCCUCGCUCUAAUGGAUGCAGGUGUGCCCAUCUCCUCUGCUGUGGCAGGUGUAGCAAUCGGACUCAUUUCCAAGGCCAACCCAGAGAAACCUGCUGACAUCCAAGACUACAGAUUAUUAACUGAUAUUCUGGGAAUAGAGGAUUACCUCGGAGACAUGGACUUCAAAUUGGCAGGAACAAACAAAGGCAUCACUGCUUUACAGGCUGACGUGAAGAUCCCAGGUUUGCCUCUGAAGGUGGUCAUGGAGGCUAUCCAGCAGGCCACAGUGGCAAAGAGGGAAAUCCUGGGCAUCAUGAACAAAUGUAUAGCAAAGCCCAGAGAGACGAGGAAAGAGAACGGACCUCUUGUUGAAACUGUCCGGGUGCCUGUUUCGAGACGAGCACGCUUUGUUGGUCCAGGGGGCUAUAACCUUCGUAGGCUGCAAGCUGAAACAGGUGUGACAAUAAGUCAGGUGGACGAGGAGACUUUCUCUGUGUUCGCUCCAACACCAGGAGCCAUGCAUGAAGCCCAAGAGUUCAUCAGUGAAAUCUGCAAAGAUGAUCAAGAGCAGCAGCUGGAGUUUGGUGCUGUCUACACUGCCACCAUCACUGAGAUAAGGGACAUUGGUGUAAUGGUGAAACUUUAUCCCACCAUGAGUGCUGUCCUGCUGCACAACUCACAACUGGACCAUAAACGGAUCAAACAUCCAAGUGCUUUGGGUUUAGAGGUGGGGCAGCAGAUACAGGUCAAGUACUUUGGACGGGAUCCAACAGACGGCAGAAUGAGACUUUCACGGAAGGUGCUCCAGUCUCCUGCUGCAUCCGUUGUCAAGACACUUAGUGAGAGACAGAGCAUCUCCAUGGGUUCAAACAGCAGCCAAACGACCAACACUGACUUGUGACACGCCAGCAUGACAGGCUAACUUCCGGCUUUGGAUAUAAACUGAGUAGAUUUUGCUGCAACAUACUUCUGUUGAGGAAUCUACCAAACCAAGAGCAUCAGAUCUCGUCACAAACUGAACUCAGUGCUGUACAUGAAGAGGUUUACCCUGCUGCUGUGGGUCUGGAUGAGGUUAAACUGCACCGGAGGGAAACACAGCUCAUCAUAUACAGCGUCCUGCAGUCAUCGUGCUUCAGUGGAUGUGCACAAACUGAGAAGUGUGCUUGGGGAGUAAUGAGCAGGAGACACAUUUUCAACAAGUAUAGAUGUUUUAUUUUUAAAUAUCCCCUUUUUAUGGUGUCUUGUUUUCAGAUUUGCCACCUCAGCUAUCAUUAACAGCAUCAAGCAGUAAGAGGGUUUCCUUAGUUUCUUCCAACACAGUAGCUUUCACCCAACAGACACAGUGCAAUGUCACAACGAUUUUCUUAUUCAUGUGUGAUAAUACUGCCUCUUGUGGUAUGGGACUUCCAUAUUUGGUGUCAAGAGUGUGUGAGUGUCUCCUCUAAA
This is a messenger RNA of Epinephelus fuscoguttatus (brown-marbled grouper), 2991 nucleotides long. Its product is annotated as polyribonucleotide nucleotidyltransferase 1, mitochondrial. The transcript is spliced from 28 exons. Gene Ontology annotation, biological process: mitochondrial mRNA catabolic process; mitochondrial RNA 3'-end processing. Gene Ontology annotation, molecular function: polyribonucleotide nucleotidyltransferase activity; RNA binding; 3'-5'-RNA exonuclease activity. The record is from RefSeq and is a predicted model, not a curated record. Gene Ontology annotation, cellular component: mitochondrion; cytosol. Lineage: Eukaryota; Metazoa; Chordata; Actinopteri; Perciformes; Serranidae. Bases 134 to 2446 code for a protein of 770 amino acids.